UGCGUCGCUUUUCUAGCAUAAUCUGGUACGACUAUCGCAACUCACAGUUAGCUAGUUGACUUCGUCCACUGCACAACUGCUUUGAUUUUUGGAUUAUUGCUCAUGAUAAGAAUAUCACCACUACCCAGCUUUUCUAGAAGUUCCGGAGGUAAGUUGGGCCUCAUUCACGCAGAACUGAGUAGACACUCUAUUUUCAAACUUCUCCUUGCUGAACCUUUCAAGGUUCUCUCCAUAUUCUUCAAACUGUGUUCUUCACUCAGAAACGGAACUUCCGAAGAAGCCAAAAUGGCUUCCAUCCCACUUGCAACACACAGUGCUUCAAAAAUACAUGAACAUAUGAAAGCGAAAUUUACGUGUGAUGAAGAAACUCACGAGGAACCACCAACUGAGAAGCUGUUUCGGCAAACCUCAUUCGGAAUUGAUGCCGUUGAGCUACUUACCAAUUACAACAGCAAAUUGAUGAACAGCAUUUGGGGACAAUACAAUCUGUAUGCUGCACAUGCCUUCCAGAAGAACAACGAGAGUGCCUCGGCUGGAUGGGAUGUCCUCAACAUCCCUCAGGUCAAGAACCUGUGGGAUAUCCUGCGCACUGCCCAUCAAUAAGAUAAAUGGGCAAUCAAACUUUCUCUCCAAGAGGAUAUAUGAAAUAAAUGGAAGGAAAGUUUUGAUUUAGUGAUUCCUACAUUAUAUGUAUCAUGUAAUAAGGCUUGUUGUAUACCCCUUUGAUGUUUUUGUAACUUGUACUUUUUUGUUAGAACAAAUAUUGUUAUAUAUAUAGAAUACUUUCCAUGUGAAUCUCGCAUUUAUUAUUGGUGCACCUGGAGGCAAAAAAAAAUCAUGUGAAUUGAAGAACUAGCUUUUUAUGGACGAACUUGGUGUGUAUUAUUCUAGCAUUUGAAACUUUUUUUGCAAUGCUAUUAUUACUUUAGAUUUCAAUAAAAUAUUAUUAUAAUAAGUA
Molecule: messenger RNA, 958 nt
Organism: Parasteatoda tepidariorum (common house spider)
Lineage: Eukaryota; Metazoa; Arthropoda; Arachnida; Araneae; Theridiidae
Source: RefSeq, a predicted model, not a curated record